Messenger RNA from Pezoporus flaviventris, 2331 nucleotides. It is a transcript of the gene MICU1, whose product is annotated as mitochondrial calcium uptake 1. Gene Ontology annotation, cellular component: uniplex complex. The transcript has 14 exons. Bases 217 to 1722 code for a protein of 501 amino acids. Gene Ontology annotation, biological process: calcium import into the mitochondrion; mitochondrial calcium ion homeostasis. Gene Ontology annotation, molecular function: calcium ion binding. The record is from RefSeq and is a predicted model, not a curated record. Lineage: Eukaryota; Metazoa; Chordata; Aves; Psittaciformes; Psittacidae.
CCGCCCCACCGGCCCCACGCCCCGCCCCGGUCCCGCCCCCUCCCGGCGUGCCACUGCCCGCGGAAGCGCGGCUGCGGUGGGUAGGGCCUGAGUGCGCUCCGGCGGGGCUGGCUGCGGGGUUGAGAACACAGCCCUGCAAUCACUAAGAUCUAAUUUCUUGUGUUAUUUGUGACUACUUGACCUGCAAGCUGACAGCAGAUACGCUUGCGCUACAGGAUGUUUCGCCUUCGGUUUCUUCCCAUUGCAGCAGGGCUUUCUGCUGUUUCGCGGCGUUACCAUGGGACGACGCAUUACCCCAGGACCAGGCGUAGGCUCAUGGUGGCGGCUUUCAUAGGGACAACUGCAGCAACAGCGAGUGCCAGAUUUCUUUGGCAGAGGGCUUAUGCAGAAGACUCGUCCUCUGUAAAACACGAUCCAAGGACAGAGCCGAGAGAGAAGAUGAAGCACGAGGAGGAGAGCAGUGACAGUGAGGAUAGAAAGGCUGUUGCCUCAGGUGAUGAGGAUGCUCAGCCAGAAGGGAAGAAGAAGAAGCGUUCUGGCUUCAGGGACCGUAAGGUGAUGGAAUAUGAGAACAGGAUCAGAGCUUACUCUACGCCAGACAAAAUCUUCAGAUACUUUGCCACUUUGAAAGUCAUAAAUGAGCAUGGUGAAUCGGAGGUUUUUAUGACACCGCAGGAUUUCGUGAGAUCAAUAACGCCUAAUGAAAAACAACCGGAAAACCUGGGCCUGGAUCAGUUUAUAGUGAAGCGCUAUGAUGGGAAGAUACGGGUUAAAUUUUCAUCUAAAUUAUUAGCUGAGCUCAUCCCCACUCUGCAGUCACAUACAAUGAAAUUAUCCCAGGAGCGAGAGAAGUUUGCCGAUGAAGACAGCAUAUUUUAUGCACUUGGAGAAUGUGGACUCAUUUCUUUUUCUGACUACAUCUUCCUCACAACGGUCCUUUCCACUCCCCAGAGGAAUUUUGAAAUUGCCUUUAAGAUGUUUGAUCUGAACGGUGACGGUGAGGUGGACAUGGAAGAGUUUGAGCAGGUCCAGAGCAUCAUUCGUUCCCAAACCAGCAUGGGAAUGCGUCACAGAGACCGGUCUACAACAGGGAACACACUGAAAACUGGCUUCAACUCUGCAUUGACAACAUACUUCUUUGGAGCGGAUCUGAAGGGGAAGCUGACCAUCUCCCACUUCCUCGACUUCCAGCGUAAACUGCAGCAUGAUAUUCUGAAACUUGAGUUUGAGCGGCACGACCCUGUGGAGGGGCGGAUCACAGAGCGGCAGUUCGGCAGCAUGCUGCUGGCCUACAGUGGGGUGCAGUCCAAGAAGCUCACUGUCAUGCUGAAGCAGCUCAAGAAGCACUUCCAAGACGGAGAGGGGCUGACAUUUGAGGAGGUGGAGAACUUCUUCACUUUUCUGAAGAACAUAAAUGACGUGGACACAGCUUUGAGCUUCUACCACAUGGCUGGAGCUUCGCUUGAUAAAGUGACAAUGCAGCAAGUGGCCAAGACAGUAGCCAAGGUGGAGCUCUCCGACCAUGUGUGCGACGUGGUGUUUGCACUCUUUGACUGUGAUGGGAAUGGUGAGCUGAGCAACAAGGAGUUUGUUGCCAUAAUGAAGCAGCGCCUUAUGAGAGGCUUGGAGAAGCCCAAGGACAUGGGCUUCACACGACUCAUGCGGGCAAUGUGGAAAUGUGCCCAGGAGACAGCGUGGGACUUUGCCAUGCCCAAGCACUAGUGGGGUCAGGCAGGAGUGCCCAGGUUCCCUGUCACAGCCCUGCCACCACUGCCUGCAGACACCUGUUGGAUGGCACCAGGCUCUGGCAAGCCCAGACUGUUCAUAACAGGAGAUUUUUGUAAAUCAAAGUUAGAAAUGAAAGCCUGUUGUAUUUGCAGCUUCUGCUUGCUGCUGAUGUGCCUCUCAGGAAAAAGAAAAGGACUUUUGAGUCACCACCCCUGCUUUGUGAUGAGCCUUGCCUGCACACCUGGGCAUGGAGCAGUCUUGUGGGGCUACACCCAAAUCACUUAUUUAAUGUUAUUACAAAAUGGCAUGGGGUUUAUUUUAAUUUCUUAGAUCGCUCGUUAGUGGUGGGACCUAGGAGCGGACGCUGGAGCAGCCAGCUGGUGAAAGCCACCGCAGGGUUUUGGUUGGCUGAGUGCUCUAUGCUCCCCCAGGCUUUUGAGGAAGGGUGGACAGGACAGAUGCAUCCACAAGAGGGCUGCCUGAGCCAAGGUGCUGCCUCUGGUGGAAGAACAGUUAAAGACCAACUGGCUCGCCCACCCAUCCUGCCUUGCAUAACCAGCCUGCUGCCAGCGAGAUAUCCUUCUCUGAGGGGAAUUGUUCUGU